Messenger RNA from Lutra lutra (Eurasian river otter), 4116 nucleotides. It is a transcript of the gene TMEM200A, whose product is annotated as transmembrane protein 200A. Bases 1077 to 2552 code for a protein of 491 amino acids. The record is from RefSeq and is a predicted model, not a curated record. The transcript has 2 exons. Lineage: Eukaryota; Metazoa; Chordata; Mammalia; Carnivora; Mustelidae.
UGCUCCAGGAAACCCGGGCAUCCGCAGGGGCUCCCCUAUUGCUCCAGUGGACUGGCGGGGCUGGGACCGCGGGGCUGGGACCUCGGCUCUGGGACCUGCGGUUGCACCGCAGACAGAGGCGUGCCCCACGGGUGGGUGUGUCCGUUUCCACCCGCUGGCCUUCCAGCCCGGAGAAGAGCUCCUGAAAUCGGGUAUUUUGUCCCCCAAGACAGGUUUUGUCUUCGGUAAACCCGGAUCCAGAAGUGCAACUUUGCGGCCGGGUCUCGCGUAGGGCCUUUGGGGGGGGGGGGGGGCUGGGAAGGGGAGGAGCGGAUCUUGUCGGCAUCCUCCAGGAGGAGGCGGGCUGCGAGAGCGAGGGCAGCGGGGCUGGGGGAGUUCCCACGGGCGGUGGGAGGCUGCGAGAUUGGCUCCGACCCGGGUCCCGACCGUGCGGUGACGCUCUUGGAAGCCCGCCCUGCCCCCCACCCCAGCCCCCAGUCCCCAGCCCGCCUAUUCCGUGCUUAGGGCGUGAGGGGUGGUUGGGAUCUGUCUGGACCAGAGCAGAAAACUUUUACCCUCCUGGCCCCCGAGUCCCUUUUGUCUUUCUUGGAGGCGGCGAUGACUCCUGAGCUGCGAGUCCCUGCCUCCCGGCCGGCGCGCUACGCCCGCUGACCUCCGAGGGAAGGAGCGCUCGGGCUCCUUGCGCUCGAUGGCGGCGGCCCGCGGCCCCGCGACCCGCGGUGGACACAAGCAGCAGCGCAGCCCCCGCCCCGAGACCGCCGCCGCCCCCACGGCGCGUGGGUAAGGGGCGCCCCCCACCCUCCGCCGCCGGUCCCCCGCCCUCGCCGCCCGCCCCCUCGCCUGACUCAUCCGCCCGCCGUGGCCGCGCCGCGUCCGCCGCGGGAGCCCAGUCGGGAUGGGGAGGGAGCCCGCGGCUGCCGGCGGCUACCGAGAAUCCCGCUGACGCCCCCGAGCCCGCAGCCUCCUCCGCUCGUCUGAAGAGGCGCCCGACGUCCCAACUGCUCCAGCAGUGAGAGUCCGGAGAGACCCCAGGACCCCAGAGGCCGUGCGCUCAAGACAGAGCAAAAGACUGAGCUAUGAUAGCAACCGGUGGUGUGAUAACCGGCCUGGCUGCCUUGAAAAGGCAAGACUCUGCCAGGUCACAGCAUCAUGUCAGCCUCAGCCCCUCGCCUACUGCCCACGAGAAGAAACCAGUCAGGCGGCGGCCUCAGGCCGAUGUUGUAGUCGUUCGAGGCAAAAUCCGGCUUUAUUCCCCAUCCGGUUUCUUCCUCAUUUUGGGAGUGCUUAUCUCCAUUGUAGGAAUUGCAAUGGCAGUCCUUGGAUAUUGGCCCCAAAAAGAACAUCUUAUUGAUGCUGAGACGACACUGUCAACCAACGAGACUCAGGUCAUUCGGAACCAAGGUGGCGUGGUGGUCCGCUUCUUUGAGCAACAUUUGCAUUCUGAUAAAAUGAAAAUGCUUGGCCCUUUCACCAUGGGGAUUGGCAUUUUCAUAUUCAUUUGUGCCAACGCCAUUCUCCAUGAGAACCGGGACAAAGAAACCAAAAUCAUACACAUGAGGGAUAUCUAUUCCACAGUUAUCGACAUCCACACGCUGAGAAUCAAGGAGCAAAAGCAUAUGAAUGGCAUCUACACUGGGUUGAUGGGAGACACAGAAGUAAAACAGAACGGGAGCUCCUGUGCCUCGAGACUGGCUGCAAAUACCAUUGCCUCUUUCUCGGGUUUUAGGAGCAGUUUUCGGAUGGACAGCUCUGUUGAGGAGGAUGAGUUUGCACUAAACGAAAAUAAGAGUUUGGGGCAUCUCAUGCCCCCUUUGCUUUCAGACAGCUCCGUCUCCAUCUUUGGUCUCUAUCCACCUCCCUCCAAGACGACCGAUGAUAAGACCAGCGGCCCUAAGAAAUGUGAAACCAAAUCAAUUGUGUCAUCGUCCAUCAGUGCUUUUACAUUGCCUGUGAUCAAACUUAAUAACUGUGUUAUUGAUGAGCCCAGUAUAGAUAACAUCACUGAAGAUGCUGAGAAUCUCAAAAGUAGGUCAAGGAAUUUGUCGAUGGAUUCGCUCGUGGUCCCUGUGCCCAAUGCCAAUGAGUCCUUCCAGCCAGUCAGCACCGUGUUCCCAAGGAAUAAUUCCACUGGGGAGUCGUUGUCGAGCCAGUACAAGUCUUCUAUGGCCCUCGGACCCGGGGCUGGACAGCUCUUGUCUCCUGGGGCUGCUAGAAGACAGUUUGGGUCCAAUACUUCUUUACAUUUGCUCUCGUCACAUUCAAAAUCCUUAGACUUAGACAGGGGUCCCUCCACCCUAACUGUUCAGGCAGAACAACGGAAACACCCAAGUUGGCCUCGGUUGGAUCGAAGCAAUAGCAAAGGAUACAUGAAACUAGAGAAUAAAGAGGACCCCAUGGAGAGGCUGCUUGUACCCCAAGCUGCGAUCAAAAAAGACUUUACCAAUAAGGAGAAGCUUCUCAUGAUUUCAAGAUCUCAUAACAAUUUGAGUUUUGAACAUGAUGAAUUCUUGAGUAACAACCUAAAGCGGGGAACUUCUGAAACGAGGUUUUAAUGUUCAAAAAUAUAUCAUUUUACAAGGCUAUAUAUUUUAAAACUAUUUUCACUGAUGUUCCCCUGUUAAAGUAUGAGUCAUACGUAUUUUUUAUCAAACGGUUUGUAGUGGGUUAGACCUGGUUGCUUAAUUCUGUGGCAGCGAUGGCUGUAUGUUCGGGUUACUUAUGAUCACAGGACUUUCUCUGAUCACCCAUGAUUUUAUAUUCUCCCUUCUUUUGAAAAUGUAUCUCUUCUAUCAAUAUGAACACAGAACACUUCCACCUGUACUAAAACUCCCUUUCUUUACUUUUAAAUUCUCUCAUUGAUGGUCAUCUGCAUAGGAUGAAUUGUCCAGAAUACAAAUUUUCUAAACAACUGCUUUUUUUUAAAAAUAAAAAAUCAAUUAAAUUAUUUAAAAGGAGAAAGAUCUAGUUUCUGGGUGAGCUAAAUAAUUUGGAUUGGUGAAAUUGGUCUAGUUCCAUGUGAGCUAAUUGAUAGGAAUUAUUUAAUUUUGUUGUGGUUAGUACCCUGAGCUCUGGGGCUCUUUUUUCAUUAUUUGUUCUAUUUUAGUGCUAUUUUAUCAACAAACCAUGUAUUAAAGAACCAUGGCUGAGAGUGCCAGGUAUUCUUAGGGGUAAAUAUCAAAAUGCUAUUAGCUAUAACUUUAGGUACUCAGAAUCAAAAUUUAUCUGCAUCUAACUUGAAAAAGGAAUGAACCAAUUUAGUUUGUAGGAAUGCUAUCUUGAAAUAAUUAUAUACAUGAAGAAGAUAUUGAUUAGUCACAAAAAUACACUAUGGGUUAGUUAAUGCUAACUAGUCUCCAUAUCUUUCCUAGCUAUCUCUUUUAUCAUCCAGCAUCCAUUCAUUCCCACAUCCUUCUUUUCCCUCAAGAUUUUUCAGAUCCUGUUCUUUGGAAAAUAAUCAGCUAACCUUGACUUUUCUUUUUAUCUUUGUGUAUCACUAGCUUGGUGAUUCAAGAAAAUUUAGUCCUUGACAAAUUGCCUUGAAAUUUAUCUUGUGCUGGAAAGCCUUAUGAAGACCCUAAAGACUUUCUUAUGGUGUAAUACAUUUUGGGGAUUGUAACUCUCAAUUAUUGAAGAUAACAAAUAUGAAAAUGAAUGUUUCCAUCAGAAAAUGUUCAUGUUUCCCAUAAGGUAACAUUUAAUUGUAAGAACUGUUUAAUGGAAUCCUCAGGAAAUUUUACAGGUUCUUCCUAAUGCCUAAAUGUUACCGAGCAUCAGUAUUAUUGCAGCUAUUGUGGAAAAGGAGAAGGAAGAUAUAUUUCUGUGUGUAGCUCCCCACAAUUCCAUCUUGUGAUGGCAUCAUGACAUUGAGUCAAUGUUACUUGUUAGAACACCAAGCUUGUAUACUGUAAUAGAGUAGACUCAAUAUUUUACUAUAAAGCAUUUAAUAAACUUCUGUUCUUAUUAGAAAUUUGUGUUCUGCCUACAUUUGCUAUCAUUUUUUAAAGAUGCAGUUCUGUUUAAAGUAUUGUUUUUCAAACUUUUGAGAAAUAUUCUGCUGAAGACUCUUGAUACUCCAGUAUAUGUAUUGGGUUCUGUGGCUUUCUUAUUUUGCUCCUA